Molecule: messenger RNA, 882 nt
Organism: Cyphellophora attinorum
Lineage: Eukaryota; Fungi; Ascomycota; Eurotiomycetes; Chaetothyriales; Cyphellophoraceae
Product: 3-oxoacyl-[acyl-carrier-protein] FabG
Exons: 1
Coding region: 1-882 (293 amino acids)
Molecular function (GO): oxidoreductase activity
Source: RefSeq, a predicted model, not a curated record
AUGUCCGGCACACCAGACAAAUACGCCCGCCAGGCACUCGACCGGCUCGACAUCCUGCAGUCACACUUGACAAACGUUCCCGCCCCAGCCGGCAGACUAACAAAGCUCUCUCGGUCUCUUCAAGGCAAGAAAGCAAUUGUCACGGGAGCCGCAUCCGGUAUGGGUCGCGAAACCGCGAAGAUCCUUGCAGACGAAGGCGUUCAAGUCGCUGUCCUGGACCUCACGGACGCAGGAGUGACAGUCGUGGUUGACGAGAUCAACAAAGUCCACCCUGGUCGAGCUCAGGGGUGGACCUGUGAUGUCGCGGAUCGGCAGCGCAUCAAGGCUGUUUGCAAGGAAGUGAUUGAGUCUUUUGGUGGUCAGCUGGAUAUCCUGAUCAACAAUGCGGGCAUCUCACUCGGUGGCGGUGCAUUUGAUGAUGACGAGUCCUUCGAGACGCGAUGGGACAAGACUGUCGCCGUCAAUCUGAACGCGCUCGUCAUCUUUAUUCGUGCAUGCGUUCCUGCAAUGCUAAAGAGCGAGGCCGCGCGGAUCGUCAACAUUGCGAGCACGGAGCACUUCGUCACGGGACCAGCGAACGCUGCGUACAGUGCCACAAAGAGUGCUGUCACUGGCCUGACAAGGAGCAUGGCGGUUGAGCUGGGCAAGUAUCAGAACAUCACGGUAAACACCGUCUGUCCGGGGCCUAUCAUUACAGGCAUGACGGCGCGGAUUCCGCCGGAGUUGAAGGAGAGCUAUGCGAAGAGACGGGUGCCGAUGAGGAGGUAUGCAGAUCCCGAAGAGGUCGCGCAGGUCACAGUCAGUAUUUGCCUGCCGGCUUCGUCGUAUUUGCAUGGGGCAACGAUACCUGUGGACGGCGGAAUGACUAUCAGACAUACAUGA